AUGCCAUCGCCCCCGGGUUUGGGGUGCCAGCCCCCGGCCGUGGUCCUGCGGGAGGGUGGUGCUGCCUGGUGCCCCCCAACUGGGUGCAGGGGUGGGGGGGAGGCUGCGGUGGGGGUCCGGCGCAGCCACCAGGCUGAGCUUGGUGCCAGCUCCACGCUCGCCUCCUCCUCCUCCCUGCAGGAUGCUGUUCUCAACGCCUGUUACCGGGGCUGCCGGCUGUUCUCCAUCUGUCACUUCGUGGAUGCGAGCGCCGAGCUGAACACAACCCAAGCUGAGUGUGAAGCAGCAUGCACCGAAGCCUACAGCAACGCAGAGGAGCAGUUUGGCUGCGUGACGGGGUGCCGCAAGCAGCUGCCCGAGGUGGAGAGCAGGAAGGAGAAGAGCCUGGAGCUGAAGGCUCCGUCGUUCUCCAUGUUCGAUUUGGUCUCCACCUUCUGCAACGACAUCGUCAGCUCUGCCCAGAGCUUCAUCUCCUCCACCUGGACCUUCUACCUGCAGGCAGAUGAUGGCAAAGUCGUGGUCUUUCAGUCCCAGCCGGAGAUGGAGUAUCCAGUACUCGAGGCACUGGAGACCCAGCCGGAGCGGCCGGUGCGGCCGGGACUGGGGUCCAGCCCCCACGUCUCCCAGCCCCACACAGGCCCCCGGGUGAAAGGGGAGAAGCCCCCCGUGAAGGAGCCACGAGGCAAAGGCAAGGUGCAGCACCCGGACCCCCCGCAGCCGGAGCACGACUUCCUCGGCUGCAUGUCCAAGCGCUCAGGCCUUCCUCGCUGGAUCCUGGCUGCCUGCCUCUUCCUCUCCAUCAUGGUGAUGCUGUGGCUGAGCUGUGCCAGUUUGGUGACUGCUCCUGAGCAGCACGUCAAGACCCAGCCUCUGAGCAUCAACGGAGACAAGGAGUACCUGGAAGACCUGGAUGGCCCUGGCGCUUUCCCCCUGCCGCCCGUCAUCGCCGUCACCCUGUGCCCCACGCACGGUGGCGAGGACGUGGGGCCGCUGCCCCUCAAGGUCGACCUGGGCAAGACCAUCCUGUAG
Messenger RNA from Haliaeetus leucocephalus (bald eagle), 1029 nucleotides. It is a transcript of the gene TMEM59L, whose product is annotated as transmembrane protein 59-like. Lineage: Eukaryota; Metazoa; Chordata; Aves; Accipitriformes; Accipitridae. The transcript is spliced from 7 exons. Bases 1 to 1029 code for a protein of 342 amino acids. The record is from RefSeq and is a predicted model, not a curated record.